AUGGCGGAGAACUUACUCGACGGGCCGCCCAACCCCAAGCGAGCCAAGCUCAACUCGCCGGGUUUCUCCGCCAGCGAUAGCACAGAUUUCGGAUCUUUGUUUGACUUGGAAAAUGAUCUUCCUGAUGAGCUGAUCCCCAAUGGCGAGUUGGGCCUUUUAAAUAGCAGUGGGAACCUCGUUCCAGAUGCGGCUUCCAAACACAAACAACUUUCUGAACUUCUGAGGGGCAGCAGCGGCUCUUCCUUGAACCCAGGAAUUGGCAAUGUGAACUCGAGCAGCCCCGUGCAGCAGGGAGUCGCUGCUCAGGUGCAGGGGCAGCCGAACAGCGCCAGCAUCGGCAGCCUGGGCGCCAUGGGCAAGAGCCCGCUGAACCCAGGGGACUCCUCUGCUCCUGGCCUGGCCAAACAAGCAGCCAGCACCUCUGGACCUACCACACCUGCAUCCCAAACUCUGAACUCUCAAGCACAAAAACAAGUGGGAAUGGUGACGAGCAGCCCUGCGACAUCACAGACUGGACCUGGGAUAUGUAUGAAUACUAAUUUCAGUCAGACACACCAGAGCCUUCUCAACAGUAAUUCUGGUCACAGUUUAAUGAAUCAGCCUCAGCAAGGACAAGGGCAGGUAAUGAAUGGAUCUCUUGGGGCAGCUGGAAGAGGAAGGGGAGCAGGAAUGCAAUAUUCUGCCCCUGCCAUGCAGGGGAAUGCAGGCAGUGUGCUGGCAGAGACUUUAACCCAAGUAUCUCCACAGAUGGCUGGGCACACCGGGCUGAACACAGCACAGACAGGAGCAAUUACUAAACUGGGAAUGACAGGUAACACUACUCCCUUUGGGCAACCUUUCAGUCAAACUGGAGGGCAGCAGAUGGGAGCUGCAGGAGUGAAUCCUCAGUUGCCGAGCAAGCCGGGCAUGGCCAACAGUCUGUCUCCCUUCCCUGCCGACAUCAAGAGUACUCCCGUCACCAGUGUGCCAAACAUGUCCCAGAUGCAAACCCAAGUGCAGCAGGUGGGAAUGGUCCCCACGCAGGCCAUGGCCACCGGGCCCACGGCAGACCCCGAGAAGCGCAAGCUGAUCCAGCAGCAGCUGGUCUUGCUGCUCCACGCCCACAAGUGUCAGCGGCGCGAGCAGGCCAACGGCGAGGUGCGCGCCUGCGCCCUGCCCCACUGCCGCACCAUGAAGAACGUCCUCAACCACAUGACACACUGCCAGGCUGGCAAGGCCUGCCAAGUUGCUCAUUGUGCAUCUUCGAGACAAAUCAUCUCCCACUGGAAGAAUUGUACUCGGCACGACUGUCCCGUGUGCCUUCCUCUGAAAAAUGCCAGUGACAAAAGAAACCAACAACCCCUUUUAGGGUCUCCAGCAGGUGGGAUCCAGAAUUCCAUCGGUUCUGUUGGCACGGGCCAGCAGAGCACUCCAGCACUAAGCAAUCCCAACCCAAUUGACCCCAGCUCCAUGCAACGAGCCUAUGCUGCCCUGGGGCUGCCAUAUGGCAACCAGCCCCAAACACAGCUGCAGCCCCAGGUCCAAGGCCAGCAGCCAGCACAGCCUCAGGCUCACCAGCAAAUGAGGACCAUUAAUGCACUGGGAGCCAACCAGAUGAACCUUCCCACAGGAGGAAUAACAACAGACCAGCAACCGGGUCUAAUUUCUGAAACUGCUCUUCCAACAUCCCUUGGGACAAAUAACCCACUAAUGAAUGAUGGCACAAACUCUGGCAAUGUUGGAAACCUCAGCUCAAUGCCAACGGCUGCACCUCCUUCGAGUACCGGGGUAAGGAAAGCAUGGCAUGAACAUGUCACUCAGGACCUGCGCAAUCAUUUAGUGCAUAAACUUGUCCAAGCCAUCUUCCCCACUCCUGAUCCAGCAGCACUGAAGGAUCGCCGCAUGGAGAACUUGGUGGCUUAUGCCAGGAAAGUGGAAGGAGAUAUGUAUGAAUCUGCUAAUAGUAGGGAUGAAUACUAUCAUUUAUUAGCAGAGAAGAUCUAUAAGAUACAAAAGGAGCUAGAGGAGAAGAGGAGAUCUCGUCUCCAUAAACAAGGGAUGCUGGGGAACCAAGCAGCCUUACAGACCCCUGGGCCCCAGCCCCCAGGGAUUCCCCAGGUGGCUGCUGCCAUGGGCCAGGCACAGCCCGUCAGGCCACCCAAUGGGCCUAUGUCCAUGCCAACCGUGCCUAUCAGUCGAAUGCAGGUUUCUCAAGGAAUGAAUCAGUUUAACCCCAUGUCCAUAGGGAAUGUACAGAUGCCCCAAGCACCGCUGGGACCGCGGGCGGCGUCUCCGAUGAACCACCCGGUGCAGAUGAACAACAUGGGCGCCGUGCCCGCGAUGGCAAUGUCUCCUUCCCGAAUGCCUCAGCCACAGAACAUGAUGGGAGCUCAUUCCAACAACAUGAUGGGUCAGGCUCCUACCCAGAACCAAUUCCUGCCCCAAAACCAGUUCCCAGCAUCCACUGGAGCUAUGAAUGUGAACAAUGUGGGCAUGGGUCAGUCAACCGCCCAGGCCGGGGUGGCACAGGGGCAGGUUCCCAGUGCUGCUCUUCCCAACUCCAUGAACAUGCUGGGGCCGCAGAGCGGGCAGCUGCCGUGUCCCCCGGUGACCCAGCCCCCCCUGCACCAGAGCACGCCUCCCGUGUCCUCUGCAGCCGGCAUGGCACCGAUGCAGCACCCAACCCCCCCGGGAAUGACUCCUCCCCAGCCAGCAGCACCCACGCAGCCAUCCACGCCGGUCUCGUCCUCGGGACAAACUCCGACCCCGACGCCGGGCUCUGUUCCCACGGCCACGCAGACCCAGAGCACCCCCACGGGGCAGACUGCGGCCCAGGCCCAGGUGACACCGCAGCCACAGACCCCUGCCCAGCCCCAGUCUGUGCCAACCCCACAGCCAGCCCAGCAGCAGCCAACAUCUGUGCAGGCACAGCCACCCGGCACUCCACUAUCCCAGGCAGCAGCUAGUAUUGAUAACAGGGUCCCCACCCCUGCCUCAGUUGCUAGUGCUGAUACGAAUUCCCAGCAACUAGGACCAGAUGCACCAAUGCUAGAAAGCAAAUCAGAAGUUAAAACUGAAGAAACUGAGCCAGAGACUAGUGAGACACAAGUGGAAGCUAAGACUGAGGUGGAGGAGGAUUUACAAGGAACUUCACAAAUAAAAGAAGAAACAGAUGGAACGGAACUGAAGCAGGAGCCAAUGGAGAUUGAAGAAAAGAAGCCUGAAAUUAAAGCAGAGGCUAAAGAGGAAGAGGAGAGUGGCACUAAUGGAACCACUUCACAAUCCACAUCACCAUCUCAGCCCCGCAAGAAAAUUUUCAAGCCCGAGGAGCUGCGCCAGGCUCUCAUGCCCACCCUGGAGGCUUUGUACCGGCAGGACCCAGAGUCCCUUCCCUUCAGACAGCCUGUGGAUCCCCAGCUCCUAGGGAUUCCGGAUUAUUUUGACAUUGUGAAGAAUCCCAUGGAUCUGUCGACCAUCAAGCGCAAGCUGGACACGGGGCAGUACCAGGAGCCCUGGCAGUACGUGGAUGAUGUGUGGCUGAUGUUCAACAACGCCUGGCUCUACAACCGCAAGACUUCCCGGGUCUACAAGUUUUGCACUAAGCUGGCAGAGGUGUUUGAGCAGGAGAUUGACCCAGUCAUGCAGUCCCUGGGUUACUGCUGUGGGCGCAAGUAUGAGUUCUCUCCCCAGACCUUGUGCUGCUAUGGCAAGCAGCUGUGUACCAUUCCCCGGGACGCUGCCUACUACAGCUACCAGAACAGGUAUCACUUCUGUGAGAAGUGUUUCACUGAAAUCCAGGGGGAGAAUGUCACCCUGGGUGAUGACCCUUCCCAGCCUCAAACAACCAUCUCUAAGGAUCAGUUUGAAAAGAAGAAAAACGAUACCCUGGAUCCAGAGCCGUUUGUUGACUGCAAAGAAUGUGGUCGGAAGAUGCACCAGAUUUGUGUGUUACAUUAUGAUAUUAUUUGGCCUUCAGGGUUUGUCUGUGAUAAUUGUCUGAAGAAAACUGGUAGAACACGCAAAGAAAACAAAUUCAGUGCUAAAAGGCUGCAGACCACACGUUUAGGGAACCAUUUGGAAGACAGAGUGAACAAAUUCCUGCGGCGCCAGAACCAUCCUGAGGCUGGAGAGGUCUUUGUCAGAGUGGUAGCAAGCUCAGAUAAGACAGUAGAAGUUAAACCAGGAAUGAAAUCCAGAUUUGUGGACUCUGGUGAGAUGUCAGAAUCCUUCCCUUACCGUACCAAAGCUCUGUUUGCGUUUGAGGAGAUCGAUGGUGUGGAUGUUUGUUUCUUUGGGAUGCACGUGCAGGAGUACGGCUCGGACUGCCCCCCUCCCAACACCAGGCGUGUGUACAUCUCCUACCUGGACAGCAUCCACUUCUUCCGGCCGCGCUGCCUGCGCACGGCCGUGUACCACGAGAUCCUCAUCGGGUACCUGGAGUACGUCAAGAAACUCGGGUAUGUGACAGGGCACAUCUGGGCCUGUCCCCCCAGUGAAGGAGAUGAUUAUAUCUUCCAUUGCCACCCACCUGACCAGAAAAUACCCAAACCCAAACGUUUGCAAGAAUGGUAUAAGAAGAUGCUGGACAAGGCAUUUGCUGAGAGAAUCAUUCAUGACUACAAGGACAUCUUCAAACAAGCAACUGAGGACAGGCUGACCAGUGCCAAGGAGCUGCCUUACUUUGAAGGUGAUUUCUGGCCUAAUGUGCUGGAAGAAAGCAUCAAGGAGCUGGAGCAGGAGGAGGAGGAGAGGAAGAAGGAAGAGAGCACUGCAGCUAGUGAAACAACAGAGGGGAGCCAGGGCGACAGCAAGAACGCCAAGAAAAAGAACAACAAAAAAACCAACAAGAAUAAGAGCAGCAUCAGCAGAGCUAACAAGAAGAAGCCCAGCAUGCCAAACGUGUCCAAUGACCUGUCUCAGAAGCUCUAUGCCACCAUGGAGAAGCAUAAAGAGGUGUUUUUUGUGAUCCAUUUACACGCGGGGCCCGUGAUUAACACCCUUGCACCCAUCGUGGACCCUGACCCUCUGCUGAGCUGUGACCUGAUGGACGGGCGCGACGCCUUCCUCACGCUGGCCCGGGACAAGCACUGGGAGUUCUCCUCCCUGCGCCGCUCCAAGUGGUCCACGCUGUGCAUGCUGGUGGAGCUGCACACGCAGGGCCAGGACCGCUUCGUCUACACCUGCAACGAGUGCAAGCACCACGUGGAGACCAGGUGGCACUGCACGGUCUGCGAGGACUACGACCUCUGCAUCAACUGCUACAACACUAAGAGCCAUGACCACAAGAUGGUUAAGUGGGGCCUGGGUCUGGACGAUGAGAGCAACAACCAAGGAGAGCAGCAGUCCAAGAGCCCGCAGGAGUCCCGCAGGCUGAGCAUCCAGCGCUGCAUCCAGUCCCUCGUCCACGCCUGCCAGUGCCGCAACGCAAACUGCUCCCUGCCAUCCUGCCAGAAGAUGAAACGGGUUGUCCAGCACACCAAGGGCUGCAAGCGCAAGACCAACGGUGGCUGUCCGGUGUGCAAACAGCUCAUAGCUCUUUGCUGCUACCACGCCAAACACUGCCAAGAGAACAAAUGCCCCGUGCCAUUCUGUCUCAAUAUCAAACACAAGCUCCGACAGCAGCAGAUCCAGCACCGCCUGCAGCAGGCUCAGCUCAUGCGCAGAAGGAUGGCUACCAUGAACACCCGAAACGUGCCUCAGCAAAGUUUGCCUUCUCCUACCUCAGCAACGCCUGGUACCCCUACGCAGCAGCCAAGCACGCCGCAGACGCCGCAGCCCGCUCCCCAGCCCCAGCCCUCCCCUGUAAGUAUGUCACCGGCCGGCUUUCCCAGCGUGUCCAGAACCCAGCCCCCCACCACCGUCUCGACAGGAAAACCCACGAACCCGGUGUCCGCGCCGCCGCCCCCGGCUCAGCCGCCACCGGCCGCCGUGGAAGCGGCUCGGCAGAUCGAGAGAGAGGCCGCCCAGCAGCAGCAGCAGCAGCUCUACAGGGUCAACAACAUGAACAAUGGUUUGCCUCCCGGCCGCCCGGGACUCGUGAACCCCACGGUGGGCUCGGUGAACCAGAUGCCGCAAGUCAGCAUGAAUGUACCCCGGCCCAACCCCGUGAGCGGCCCCGUGAUGUCCAACAUGCAGCCCGGGCAGUGGCAGUCGGCGCCGAUGCCGCAGCAGCAGCCGAUGCAGCCGGGAAUGGCCCGAGCGGUGAUGCCGAUGGCGACGCCGCAAGCCGUGGCCGGGCCCAGGAUGCCGGGCGUGCAGCAGCCGCCGCGCAGCAUCACCCCCAAUGCACUUCAGGACUUGCUGAGGACCUUGAAAUCGCCGAGUUCUCCGCAGCAGCAGCAGCAGGUUCUUAAUAUCCUUAAAUCCAACCCUCAGCUUAUGGCAGCUUUUAUAAAACAAAGAACGGCCAAAUACGUGGCGAACCAGCCCGGGAUGCAGCCGCAAGCAGGGAUCCAGCCCCAGCCCGGGAUGCAGCAGCCGCAGACCGGCAUGCAACAGCCGGGCAUGCACGCGCAGGCGGGACUGCAGAACAUGAACGCGAUGCAAGCCGGAGUGCAGAGACCGAGCGUCCCCCCGCAGCAGCAAGGGAUCGGAGCUAUGAACCCCCAGGGACAGGCGAUCAACAUCAUGAACCCCAGCCACAACCCCAGCAUGGCCAACAUGAGCCCGCAGUACCGCGAGAUCCUGAGGAGGCAGCUACUGCAGCAACAGCAGCAGCAGCAGCAGCAGCAGGGAGGGGCCGGCAUGGCAGGAGGGAUGGCAGCUCACAACCAGUUCCAGCAGCCCCAGGGCCCGGGAGGUUACCCCCAAGCCAUGCAGCAGCAGCGGAUGCAGCAGCACCUAUCCAUACAGGGGAGUUCCAUGGGACAGAUGGCUCAGAUGGGACAGCUGAACCAGAUGGGCCAGCCCGGCCUGGGGGCGGACGGCGCUCCCAACAUCCAGCAGGCCCUGCAGCAGCGCAUCCUGCAGCAGCAGCAGAUGAAGCAGCAGAUAGGGUCCCCCGGGCAGCCCAACCCCAUGAGCCCACAGCAGCACAUGCUCUCAGGACAAGCGCAGGCGUCUCAUCUCCCUGGCCAGCAGAUCACCACCUCCCUCAGCAACCAGGUGCGGUCCCCAGCGCCCGUUCAGUCUCCCCGUCCCCAGUCCCAGCCACCACAUUCCAGCCCGUCACCCAGGAUACAGCCCCAACCGUCACCGCACCACGUGUCUCCCCAGACUGGUUCCCCCCACCCAGGACUCGCAGUCACUAUGGCUAGCUCCAUGGAUCAGGGACACUUGGGCAACCCAGAACAGAGUGCAAUGCUUCCCCAACUAAACACCCCCAACCGCAGUGCGUUGUCUAACGAAUUGUCUCUGGUCGGUGACACCACCGGGGACACAUUAGAGAAAUUUGUGGAGGGUUUGUAG
Messenger RNA from Camarhynchus parvulus, 7386 nucleotides. RefSeq names its product CREB binding protein (gene CREBBP). NCBI's taxonomy places the organism in Eukaryota, Metazoa, Chordata, Aves, Passeriformes, Thraupidae. Gene Ontology annotation, biological process: positive regulation of transcription by RNA polymerase II. Gene Ontology annotation, cellular component: histone acetyltransferase complex; transcription regulator complex; nucleus. The record is from RefSeq and is a predicted model, not a curated record. Gene Ontology annotation, molecular function: zinc ion binding; transcription coactivator activity; histone acetyltransferase activity.